CUAAGAAGAAGCCAAGCAGGCAGGCAGCCAGGCCAGCAAGGUGGGAGGGACUGUGGGAGAGAAGAGCCCUCAGCACCAUGGGCUCUGCAGGCCACCUCCUGAUGCUGCUGCUGCUGCUCAUCCUGAGUCAGGACCACAACAAGCUGCUGGCUUUACUCCGCAUGAAAUAUGGCUGGAGGUGCCCCCGAAUCAGAGUGAAGUGUCUUUUCAGAGAGAAUAAUGAUUGCUUCAGUGACAGAGAUUGCAAGGCUCAAGAGAAAUGCUGCCUGUUCAGCUGUGGAAUGAAAUGUGUAGACCCCACUGAAGACCCAUGUGACAGUAUCAUCAAGACUAAACAUUGUCAGCACACUUUGACCAGAUGGUACUACAGCAUUAAAGAAAAUGAAUGCUACCCCUUUGAGUAUAACCUAUGUGCUGAUAACAAAAACAGCUUCCAGUCUCAUGAUGUUUGCAAGAGGACCUGCUUGGCAUUUGGACAUGGAGUGCCAAUACAUCUUUUUGAGCUGGAAGGUGAACCAUUUACUGUGCUAGUCUAGGCAAAUACGUCCCUCAGAAGAGCUUCAGUCUUGGUCCUGCUUCCUUCCAAGCCGCUGACUAGUGCCCCUGAAUCUGUGCCUGAGAAGGCUGGCUUUUUCUGGGCUUCAGGGGCCCUCCUACUCCAUACCUCUGAUCUGAAUAAAACCAGUUCAGCUGCCUUA
This is a messenger RNA of Phascolarctos cinereus (koala), 698 nucleotides long. RefSeq names its product eppin-like. Lineage: Eukaryota; Metazoa; Chordata; Mammalia; Diprotodontia; Phascolarctidae. Gene Ontology annotation, molecular function: serine-type endopeptidase inhibitor activity. Gene Ontology annotation, biological process: negative regulation of peptidase activity. Gene Ontology annotation, cellular component: extracellular region. The record is from RefSeq and is a predicted model, not a curated record.